AUGGGAAUUUUUCAUUUACUGAGAUCUACCAAGGAGCCCGGAUUGGUCAAGGAACUGAAUCAGUGCCUGAAGUUUACCAUCCGCCUUGCCGAAGCAAAGGAAACAGCUGAAUUCAUCAAAGAAUGCAUUCAAUCGAAUACCUAUCCGAAGGAAUAUUGGAAAGUUUUACGCCGUCAUCAUAUCGAACCAAACAAUCGCUCGUUGAAACGUCACAGCCUAAACCAACUGGACACCUAUCGCAACAGAAUCACGCAAUUCGAACGAAAUAUUGCCCAAAGGGAGUGCGCGAUGGAGUUACUUUCCGAAGAAGAAAAGGUGAUGUUCCAAUCGAUGCUCAAUCAAGUAGUCAUAAAGUGUGCUCAAAACAAACGGCUCAAACUACAACGUGGUGUUUCUAAAUCCAAACCUGUUAGUCAUUUUCCGGACCAGCCCGAAAAGUGUGUACAUAAUUUCUCAGACAUGAACCUAGACCGAGUUACGCUUGAAAUCCUGUCACUCGGACCACAAUUUUGCUGCCCCAGACGGAGAACAAACAAAUUGGAAGUGGACGUGCAGUUCGAGAAUCUGUAUAACCAAACGACGGAUCUAACAUCUGUCUCCAGUGAGGACCUGAAUAUUCUGAAAAGUACGCUAGUCAACUGUGCACAACGAUAUCACAAAGAGAAACAGAAACACCGAAGUAUCCUGACAUCGGAACACCUACAGAAGCUAAAGGAGCUAAGACAGAAUCCGGAACUACUUAUCACAAGACCAGACAAAGGAGCCGGGAUUGUUCUUAUGAAAAGAAAGGACUACCUGGAGAAAAUGAACGCCAUCCUAGCAGACGGGAGUAAAUUUCGAGAGGAUACAGGGAAGAAAGACAGAACAGAACUGAUAGAACAGCAAAUGAUGAAGCCCUUGAAGUCUCUGAAAGAAGCUGAGGCGCUAGCUAUCCAAACAUUGGAUCCCCCUCUGUGCAAUCAAAAGCAGUUCGUUCGGGCAUUAGCCUUGCCGUGGCCUCGGAUGAAGAAAUCCACUCCACCCCCGGGGGGCGCACCAACGAACUAA
This is a messenger RNA of Echinostoma caproni, 1047 nucleotides long. The record is from the annotation of a GenBank genome assembly. NCBI's taxonomy places the organism in Eukaryota, Metazoa, Platyhelminthes, Trematoda, Plagiorchiida, Echinostomatidae.